CCCCACUUCCGCUCCUGCGCGCUGAGGCUCCGGCGGACCGCUGGCGGACAUGGCCGCUGACCGCUAGCGGACAUGGCAGCUUCCCGCUUACCCCCAGCGACGCUAACAUUAAAGCAGUUCAUAAGAAGGCAACAAGUUCUUCUCCUCUACAGAAGGAUUUUGCAAACAAUUCGGCAAGUUCCAAAUGAUUCUGAUCGCAAAUACCUGAAGGAUUGGGCAAGGGAAGAAUUCAAAAGAAACAAAAGUGCCACGGAAGAGGACACAAUCCGGAUGAUGAUUACUCAAGGCAAUAUGCAGCUCAAAGAAUUAGAAAGAACACUUGCUUUAGCAAAAUCUUAACUAUAGCAUUAUUCUGAAGGAUUUUCAAAGUCUCCAUGUGUUUUGUUGCAUUUAGGAUUAAUGAUGGACAGCACAAAGCCCAGUCUUACUAUUUGUAUAUACAGUAUUUGCUGCAUUUUGAAAAUGUUUAUGGAUGUCUCCGCAGUUUUUAAAAGAAGCAAAAACCACUAACAAAUGGCCAGUUAGCACAUGAAAAGAUGCUGGACAUAAUCAUUAGGGAAGUGUAAAUCAAAACUAUGAGGUGGGAUGCAGUAGCUCACGCUUGCAAUCCCAGUACUUUACGAGGCCAAGGUAGGUGGAUCACUGGAGGUCAGGAGUUAGAGACCAGCCUGGCCAACAUGGCGAAACCUUAUCUCUACUAAAAGUAUAAAAAUUAGCAUGGCGUGGUGAUGCAUGCCUGUAGUCCCAGCUACUCGGGAGGCUGAGGCAGGAGAAUCACUUGAACCCAGGAAGCAGAGGUUACAGUGAGCUGAGAUCAUGCCAUUGCACUCCAGCCUGGGUGACAGAGUGAGAUUCCAUCUCCAAAAAAAAAAAAAA
Cebus imitator (Panamanian white-faced capuchin) is the source of this 876-nucleotide messenger RNA. It is a transcript of the gene LYRM2, whose product is annotated as LYR motif containing 2. Bases 73 to 339 code for a protein of 88 amino acids. The record is from RefSeq and is a predicted model, not a curated record. Gene Ontology annotation, cellular component: mitochondrion. Lineage: Eukaryota; Metazoa; Chordata; Mammalia; Primates; Cebidae. The transcript is spliced from 3 exons.